AUGAGUACGGCAGUCCACGCUGAAAGUAGCCAUACUGGCACCUCGCCAAUUGUUCCUCGAAGCCCCUCACUUCUAUCGCCACCAUCUUCAAGUCCACCUUCAGCAGAAACAUCUCCACAGCUAAAACCCCUCCCACCAAUUCCCACAGACGACUCCAGUGGAGAAGAAGAGACUACCUACAAUGACGUGAUCCGUCCAGGGGAAAUCAACGUCCAGGAGAUCGACGCUGAGUCCAUUAUUGCUCCUGUAAUAUCACGAAGCCAGUCCACUGCACUAUAUAGAAAUGCACUCUCACCUACUAGCACCACUGCCCCCACAGGCUUAUUCCAGCCAGGAAGCGCACAGGACAAACGCGCGCAAACUUAUGGAAGAGUGUAUCCCAAUUUCGUGGCAAGGGAAAAGACACAGGCGCAAGCAGCCCAGGGGAAGAAGUCAAGGCCAUUUUUCCAGGUUCCAUCACUGCAGAUGCCAAAUGUGAGCCUACCGAACGUUAGCUUGCCAUCUUUUAGUGGGGUCAACACCCGUCUGCGCUCUAAAACGUUAUUUAAUCCUCGUUCUGGGGCACCAGGGGCCACGGGAGGGGGAGGCAUAAACUCCUCAUUCUUUGCGGACAGGGCUUCGGCAUUUUUUGGCCGUCUAGAUCAAACAACGGCGGCCACAGCGAUUACUAAUGAAGAGUUGGCAAACCAGAAGAAGCCUAGACCGCAUGCACAUAGGCGAUCAUCUUCACAUCCGUCCGUACUUAUGGAUCCACUCUCCCGAAUGCCUUCGGCCGCAUCGUCACUAGGUGAUGAUUCAAAGUUCUUGCAUAUCCACGCUCCGGCCAACGCACGAUUCAAGGCCAUCCUAGAUGGGCUCCCAACCUUUCCAAAUUUCCCACAGCUACCACAAUUAGCGCAGUUCAAUCCGUUCACUGAUUCAGUACCCGAGACUGCAGCUAACAACACCGCUGUUUCCCCAGCAUUGGAAGCCUUGGAUAAUGUCACUGGCGAUGUGGUAAUUAUGGGCGGAUAUAGGGGAUCGAUCCUCCGGGAUAAAACAGCCGGGAAUAGGCGUGUCUGGAUCCCGUUGAAAGUGGGGUUCAACCUCCGCAAGAUAAACCUUGAAGUUGGCCUAGACCCAGAGGACGAGGAGAAUAUGAAAGACAAGAUCGCACCUUCGGGAAUGCUUACUCAUAUCGGCCCUGUUGAUAUAUCCAGGAAACUCUUGAAACGCCUCCGCUUAAACUCAGAUGCCCGCGGGCGUAGAGUACAUGAGUGGGGAUAUGAUUGGCGAUUGUCUCCGGAGCUGCUAUCCAAGAGAUUAAUUGCAUUUUUGGAGGGGCUAGAGUGCAAUUCUAGAAACUCCGAGGGAGGUGAAAAGCGAAAAGGGGCAUUGGUGAUUGCGCAUUCACUCGGAGGGUUGAUUACUAGGCAUGCCAUGAACCAGCGGCCAGACCUGUUCUCGGGUGUGUUGUUUGCGGGGACGCCGCAGACCUGUGUCAAUAUCCUGGGACCACUGAGAAAUGGGGAUGUAGUGUUGAUGAAUUCAAAAGUUUUUACCGCACAGGUAAACUUUACUCUCCGGACAUCCUACGCCUUUCUGCCUGAAAGCGGAGAAUGCUUCGUUGACCGUAACACUGACAAACCCCUUCCACUCGACUUCUUUAACGUCAAAACCUGGCAAGACUACUGCUUGACCCCCUGUGUCUCCACGUUUACCCCAUACCCUGCGCCCUCAACCAGCACCUCUGUUCUGGGGACUUUAUCUGCCUUCACCUCCACCGCCGACUUGAGUAAAGACCGCAGCAUAGCUCCACAGACGUCUUCCACCCCGUCAACAGGAACCGACCAACACCCUACUCUCCCACUCUCUCGCACAAUACCGUAUCUCGAACGUACUCUAGCCGAAACACUACGCUUUAGAAAGGCGCUGGAGUAUAACCCAGAGAAGGAAGCGCUGUAUCCACCGCAAGCAGUGCUAUACUCGAAAACAUCGCCGACUGUGAGAGGUGCGAAAGUGGAUGGGUUAGAGGGAAUUAAGAGGGCAGAUGCGUAUGUAGAUUUGCUAUUUGGUGCCGGGGAUGGUGUCUGCCUGGCGAAAAAAGCGAUGCUCCCCGAAGGAUACAGAUGUGCGAAGAGGGUGGCCGUAGACAGGGGUCAUAUUGGUUUGUUGGGAGAUUUGGAGGGAGUUGGAAAGUGUAUAGAUGCUUUGGUGAAGGAAAGAGGGUGGUAA
Molecule: messenger RNA, 2214 nt
Organism: Morchella importuna
Lineage: Eukaryota; Fungi; Ascomycota; Pezizomycetes; Pezizales; Morchellaceae
Exons: 2
Coding region: 1-2214 (737 amino acids)
Molecular function (GO): triacylglycerol lipase activity
Source: RefSeq, a predicted model, not a curated record